Xenia sp. Carnegie-2017 is the source of this 1931-nucleotide messenger RNA. RefSeq lists its product as uncharacterized. The record is from RefSeq and is a predicted model, not a curated record. The transcript has 11 exons. Lineage: Eukaryota; Metazoa; Cnidaria; Anthozoa; Malacalcyonacea; Xeniidae. Bases 783 to 1931 code for a protein of 382 amino acids.
UUUUUUCUACUAUUUGCUUUGUGAACUAUUUUAAAUUAUAUGUUUUUUGUCACAUAUAUUAUCAGAACAUUUAAAGUUGUUGUGAAAUAUGAAGUGUUACAUGUUUACCAUAAAAUUCGUUUCAUUUUAUUAAAGAGCUUUGUUUGCUUUAGACUGGUGAGUUAGGUGUGGCCAUUCAUUCCAUGGAUGCUUGCUUUGGUUUAACUCGCAAAAAGUUGGCAGGGAAUAGUUUUGCCGUCCCAAACCAUGGCUGCCUUAAGUUUGCUGAUCAGGAUGAAGUAGAUGAUUUUGUUGAUCAAUAUAGCAAGUCUAAUAACAAAGUAGGAGAGAGUUGUCAGAUAUUUAAGGCAGGAGAAGUUACAGAAGCACUUCACUCCAAAGGAAAAAAUCAACUUUUUGAUGAAAAAUGAGUGUUUGGUAGUUGUUGCAGUCGGCAUUCACACCUUGGACGAUUUUUCAGCACUAAAUAUGGGGAAAGAAUUUCGUAUACGCUGUUCCUAAUCCAAAGCAUUUUAAAAGAUGCUGACCAAAGUCCUGGUGUUGAUUUAAAAAUAAUGUAUGAUAUUGGAUGUGUAUUAUCAUCACAUUUAAAGGCAAACAAGAGGCAUGACAUUUUGUCAAAAGUGUCAAUUUCGGUGCCGAUAUUUCAUUGUUAUGGACACUAGGCUUCAUGCCAGGUCAAAUUCAGUCCUAGAAGGCUCGAUGGUUUUGGUCUUACAGAUGGUGAGGCUAUUGAAAGGCUCUGGGCUUACCUUCGUGGGUUCUCUGCAAUUACUAAGGAGAUGUCUGCCAGUAGAAGAGUAGAUCUUUUGACAGACGCGCUUCUUCAGUUAUCUCGAAGAAAUUUUAGCAAUGCAGGAAAAUCGUUAACGUCGAAGCUUAAAAAAUGUCUACAACUUAAAAUUAAAACGCAACAAGAAAUGAAGAAUUUAUUUAGCGAACUACCUGUGACGUACGAUCCUGAAAUUGUUUGUCAGUGGGAGGCCAAAGAGAAGGAAAUUAUGUCAAGAGUCUACCCAGAACAUAAAGAAACCACGGAGAACUGGAAAGUGACGUACGUUCAAAAGCUACUGCAUUUUAAACAACUAAGUGCUACAUUAUUCGGAUGUUUUGAAGAAAACCAGGAGAUAACAUCUGAAGAUUACUCAAUUGAUCAGAUGUCGAAAAAACUAUACCAGUUUCGAAAGAUUUUAAAAGAUAUUGAACGAAAGCAUUCUGUAAAAGAAAGAUGGAAACCUGGUCAUCCAAAUUUUGACGUCGUUGCAUUACAAGUCAUACAAAGAAAACGAAAGAUACUAUCGGAGCUUUAUAGACUUUCCAUAGAAAGGCAUUUCUUAAUAACAUUGAGAAAGAAGUAUGCAGAUGGUCAGAAAAUUGCCACUCGCUUGUCCAGGCAAAUCACCAAGAUCACGAACAAGAUGAAAUUAACAAUUGAGAAACACAAUGCUGCCAUUGAUUCUCUUCGUGAUUUUAUAAACAGUUUACCCGAUCGUCUGACAUUUGACAAAGCGAAAGAUCCUACAUCAGACCUUUAUGAGGGAUUUGAGUCUGGUGAGGAUGACAUUCUAGGGGAAGCCUCGGUCCCAGUAUACACAAAGAGGAAGGCUAUUGAAAUGUACUUAAUCCUAAAACGAUGUGACGAGGAAGAGAAACUUUUAAACUUGGAAAUAGAAAGGCUUCUAUUGUAUUACACCAAUCUUAGCUCGAAAAUUGAUGAAGCACUUGCCGAUAUUGGUGAUUUGAGCAGCGAUGAAUUCAUGCUUGGUUCAAAGCAUGAACUGAUAAGAUUUAAAACCAAAUUGCGGAAUGAGUUGUUCAGCUUGAAGAAAAGUUUUGAGCUUCCACUUGGAGAAACUUUUCUUCUCCAUGCUGAGAUUGUCAACUUAACCAAUGAUGUCAACAUUCCCAAUGAAUCUGAAAGCUCACCGUGA